This is a messenger RNA of Chiloscyllium plagiosum (whitespotted bambooshark), 1132 nucleotides long. It is a transcript of the gene xpa, whose product is annotated as xeroderma pigmentosum, complementation group A. Lineage: Eukaryota; Metazoa; Chordata; Chondrichthyes; Orectolobiformes; Hemiscylliidae. The record is from RefSeq and is a predicted model, not a curated record. Gene Ontology annotation, cellular component: nucleotide-excision repair factor 1 complex. Gene Ontology annotation, biological process: UV-damage excision repair; base-excision repair; nucleotide-excision repair, DNA damage recognition. Gene Ontology annotation, molecular function: damaged DNA binding.
CUGGCGCUUACCGGAAGUGUAGCUGUAAAGACAGAUAGACGCACAGAGAGGAGAUUGUAAAGAACAUAAACAAAUCAAGUUGGGAUUGUUAAAUCAUCCAUUUAAUCCGAGGAUGAUAAAUCUGAAUGUUUCUUGGUGACCAGAGGCUGUGAGAUGUGCAGUUGGUUUCAAGCAACGAGGCAAAAACCUCAAUCUAAACAUGAGUUUGGAGGCAAAGGGUGGAUCAUCAUCGACUUCUGCCGAUGCAGGACAGACAGAGCUGGAGCAAAAAAGAUCUCUACCACCUGUUGUGUUGGCCAAGAUUGAGCGGAACCGACAGAGAGCGCUGAUCCUGCGGCAGGCCAGGCUGGCCAGCAGACCUUACCCUUCUGUUGAUGCAGGUGGCACUGUUGCAAAGUUUGCACCCAAAGUAACAGAUACGGGAGGAGGGUUCUUUCUGGAGGAGGAGGAGGAAGAACUUCCUGAAGUGAAUAAAGUUGUACAUCAACCAGGACCUGUCUUGGAAUUUGAUUACUUAUUAUGUGAAGAAUGCGGCAAAGAAUUCAUGGACUCUUAUCUCAGUAGUCACUUUGAUCUACCUGUCUGUGAUAAUUGCAGAGAUAGUGAAGAGAAACACAAACUAAUUACCCGAACAGAUGCAAAGCAGGAAUUUCUGCUUAAAGACUGUGACUUGGACAAGCGAACACCUGUACUCAAGUACAUACUGAAGAAAAAUCCACAUAAUACCAAUUGGGGCAAUAUGAAACUUUAUGUAAGGCUGCAGAUAAUAAAACGUUCCCUUGAAGUAUGGGGCAGUGAGGAAGCUCUGCAAGAAGCAAAAGAAGCACGGCAAGAGAAUAGAGAAAAGAUCAAACAAAAGAAAUUCGAUAAAAAAGUCAAAGACCUUCGUCGAGCUGUGAGAAGCAGCCUGUGGAAAAAGGAAUCAACUCUUCACCAGCAUGAGUAUGGUCCAGAAGAAGAACACGAGGAGGAGGAGGAUACGUACAAGAAGAUAUGUACCACAUGUGGCCAUCAGUUAAUCUAUGAAAAAAUGUAAUUGAUAUAACUUUAUGCUUCCAUAUGUUAUGUAAUGAUUUGGCACUUCAAUAAUUGUAUAGGUUGAUUUUCUUUUAAUAAAGUGAGCAUUUCUGUA